Molecule: messenger RNA, 5633 nt
Organism: Octopus bimaculoides (California two-spot octopus)
Lineage: Eukaryota; Metazoa; Mollusca; Cephalopoda; Octopoda; Octopodidae
Product: ubiquitin carboxyl-terminal hydrolase 46
Biological process (GO): protein deubiquitination
Cellular component (GO): nucleus; cytosol
Molecular function (GO): cysteine-type deubiquitinase activity
Source: RefSeq, a predicted model, not a curated record
GCUACCUGUCGAGUAAUUAGAGAAUGUUUUUGUGGACAAGGGCGAAUAACUGUCUCCUUUCUCCUCCCCUUCAUCUGUAGCACCGUGGAGUUGAAACAUGGCUGUGUUCUGAUGCUAAUGAUAGGACUUUCUAUAGCAUCCACCAAGAAAAUAUGGGUGCCAAUGCCUCACAGCUGGAAAAAGAGAUAGGGUCAGAUCAAUUCCCGGUGAAUGAACAUUAUUUUGGAUUAGUAAAUUUUGGAAAUACGUGUUACUGCAAUUCUGUGUUGCAAGCGCUAUACUUCUGCCGUCCGUUCCGUGAAAAAGUUCUGCAAUACAAAUUACAACAGAAGAACCAGAAAAAAGAAACACUGCUAACAUGUCUUGCCGAUCUCUUUUACAAUAUAGCCACGCAGAAGAAAAAGGUUGGCACUAUAGCACCAAAGAAAUUUAUUACCAGGUUACGUAAAGAAAACGAGUUGUUUGAUAACUAUAUGCAGCAAGAUGCACACGAAUUUCUGAACUAUCUCCUAAACACUGUGGCUGAUUUGUUGCAAGCAGAGAAACAGGGUAACCGAAGUAAAUCAACAGUUGGAGGUGUUGAUAUCCAUCCGAAGGUUGCAUCAACAUGGGUUCAUGAUAUUUUCCAAGGAACGCUAACCAAUGAAACUAGAUGUUUAAAUUGUGAAACAGUCAGUAGUAAAGAUGAAGAUUUUCUAGAUUUAUCUGUUGAUGUUGAGCAGAACACAUCGAUAACCCAUUGUUUACGAGGUUUUAGUAACACAGAGACGUUAUGUGCUGAACACAAAUAUUACUGUGAGGUGUGCUGUAGUAAACAGGAGGCUCAGAAAAGAAUGCGAGUCAAAAAAUUACCUCAGAUUCUUGCCUUGCACUUAAAGCGUUUCAAAUAUAUGGAGCAGUUGAACCGCUACACAAAACUUUCCUACCGAGUUGUAUUUCCUUUAGAACUACGUUUAUUUAAUACCUCUGAUGAUGCAUAUAAUCCGUACCGACUGUAUGACUUGGUAGCAGUGGUGAUUCAUUGUGGAAGUGGACCUAACAGAGGCCACUACAUCAGCAUUGUUAAAAGCCAUGGCUUCUGGUUACUUUUUGAUGAUGAUAUUGUUGAUAAAAUCGAUGCAAGUGCAAUAGAAGAUUUUUAUGGUCUUCCCUCAGAUCUCCAAAAGAAUUCCGAAUCUGGUUACAUUUUGUUUUACCAAUCAUGGGAAUGAGAACAGUGCAGCAGCUGCAGUUGUUAAUUGACUUUAAAUCUUUCUAGAAGACAUGUUCUACGACCAGUUCCAUUAUCGGACUAACCAGUGUUUGGGUGAAUGCAAGAUCACUCCGAAGCAAUACAGAUUUUGCAUCAACCGGGCUUUCAGUUUUUUCCCCCCUGAAACCUCUUGUUAGCAAUGAAGCUGGUUUGGUUGGUUUGUUUCUUUCUUCAGCACAUCUUCUACUAGCUACUGCUGCUGCUGCCCCCCCCCCAGCUCUUUUUACAUCUAGAUGUUGUUGUUGUUAUUGUACAGAACAACAACAUUACCAAAGACCACAGUCACAACAACAACAACAGCAACAACAAUACUAGUUAUAUAACAGAAACAAACAAAGCAUCUGAAAGAGGUAAACGAUGUUAUGAAGUGUUCUUUUCCUCUUCCUUUGCUCCCUGUGAAAAGCUGAAAACUACUUCUGAGCUUAUUGCUGAGAAGACGACGACGACCUCAGACUCAGCCCAUUGUGACUACUUACAAACUGGGUAAAGGUGGAAAAUAACAAAGCACCUACUAGUCUAACCUGCCAAACUGUUGGUCUUACAAGGAGGAUUAUGCUAAAGUCUAUGCUCAGCUAACAGUCUUAUAUGGAGGUCUAUCUAGAAUUGUCAGUCUUAUAUGGAAAUCCAUCUAGAACUGUCAGUGUUAUGUGGAAGUCUAUUACUGAAUGGUCAGCCUGUCUUGGAAACCCAUCCAAAACUGGCAGUCUAGCAUGGAAGUCUAUUCACAAUUGUCAGUUUAACAUGGUAGUCCAAUUAGAACUGUCAGUCUUGUAUGGAAGCCUGUCCAGAACUGUCAGUCUAAUAUGGAAUACUAUGCAAAACUGUCAGUCUUGUAUAGAAGUCUAUUUACAGAAGAAUCAGUCUAACUGGAUGUGUCUAGUCUAAUAUGAAAGUCUAUCCAGACCUGUCAGUCUUAAUAUAGAAGUUAUUCUUGAGCUAACAGUGUUAUAAGAGUAUGUCGAUGUCUCUGUUGAACUGUUAGUCUCACAAAAUGACUUCAGUUUAUUCUCAGUUUUUGCUGAGCUGAGAGUUUUAUAUAAAAGUUUUCAAUAAUCAGCUGUAAUCUGUGUUAAGUCUUCUAUCAGACCCCCCACCCCUCGCCACCAGAUUUUUAUAUGAAUAUUUAUUUACUCUAUUUAUGAAUUAGCUCUCAAAGUUUUCUUUUAAUAAUAACUAUAAUAAUUUUUCGUAUGUAAAAUAUUCAGCACGUUUAUUUAAAAAAACGUCAUUUUUAACUAUUAAUGGUUGAAAACAUUUCAAGUAACUCCCCUCUUUUUUUUUAAUCCUUUUUUUUUUUUUUUUUUUUCUAAUUAUUUCCUCAACUUCUAUUUGCCUUUUGUGGGCUGUUCUUUGUAAUAUUUGCGAGAAAAACCAUUGGCAGCAGUAAUACCCAGUAUGUAGAAUAAUUUUAUCAUCGUCUUGUGAAAAAAAAACCCCCAAAAAAACAAAAAAACUAAAAAAGAAACUUUACCAAAAUUUUUUAAUAAUCUGUUUAAGAUUCCACAAUAAAAAUAUGUGUGACCUUGGUUGAUAUAUGCACGAUAGUAGCUACCACAGUGAUCAACUAUUAUCAUAUAGCAGGACAUGUGAUAUUCUUUAUUUGAAGUUGAUGUAAUUCUCAUCUAUUUGUUGGUUCUUCCCCUGCUACAGUAACAGUUUUGUGAAAUUAUGAGUUUUUUUUUUUUAUCCCCCCCCCCCUCCAACCCAUUGUUAAAUAAUGUGUUGACAUCAAGAUGUAUCGAGUUUUGUUUCUUUGUUGAAGUGUUCCCUUUGUUUGCCGUCAUUAUUCUUCAAUAUAAGCCCCCCCCCUACCACCACCACCACUACCAUCAUGGCUACAUCUUCAGGGUCUGCCCUUUAUUUUAAAUUAUAUUGCUAAAAAGGGGCCACUAUGUUAAAGUUUGUUGCUAAUUGAAAUCACCUCGAUCUAGGGGAGAUAACUUCGCUAAUGUUUCUUGGCAAGUUUUUGGGUGUUUCGUGGCGGUGUCAAAAUUUGUAGAUUUGGUUUGCAUCUGGUACGAGAUUCCAUUUAUUGUUUAAUUUAUCUUUCUGUGCCUUUCUCUCCUCCUCGAUCUAUCGAUAUGUCUUUCCUUUCAAAACUAGAACUAUGUUACAAGUGAUAUUUUAAACGAAAUGUGUUUUUUACACAUAAAAAAAAAAAAAACAUUGAUAUUCUUCAAAUUUAAGUUUUUUUUUUUUAAUACUUAAUAUAAUAAUUUAUUCGCUGUAGAUUCUACAGAAAAAGGAGAAACUAUUGACUGACAUCUAUUACAUCCUCACUAGAGCUAAUAAUAUAAAUGUGUUCAUAUUGUAAAUCAUUAGCAGAUCUGUUUUGAUUAAUUUACACCAAUUAUUCUAAUAUGAAAGAAACUGCCCCUUCCAGGAGUCCUCCUUUCUCACUGUCAAUAGAUUCAACUCCCUCUUUCUGGUCCCGGUCAAUUGGAGCUAUUUACUUCAGUAAUCCCUCUUAUAUCAGAGUUCAAAAUACAACCAGGAUCCACUUUGCUUUUCAUUCCUUCCAGAGCUGACAGAAUAAGUACCAGUCAUAGACUGUUGCUUAUUCAAUCGUUUGCCUGCCCCGUGUGAUUCACAGGACAUACUUUCCUCACGUCCAUGCAUUCAUAGUAUGAUACACAUUCCUAAUUUCUGUCAACCACCAGAGUCAAUCGAGACUUAGGAAAGAGAAGCUUUACAUUACUCGGAACAUAUGAAACCUGGUCAAACUAAAAGUCUGAAAACAAGCAUGGACAAAGAUUUGGACAGGCAAAAAGUUAAUUAAUCCAAAAAAUGACCAUAUAUAUAUCUAAACUAUGUAUCUCAGAUUGAAGCCUACGGCUCAUUCAGUUAUAUACCAAAAUUAAGUGUUUCUCAUUUGUUUAAUUUAUAUGAACAAUAAUUAAUUGACAAUUUAUUUUCUAUAUAUCAUUAUAUAAAACUCUGUACUUUUAAUUAGUAUUGGUUGUGAUGAGAAUGAAUCAACACUAGGCUAGCUUCUAUAGUUACCAUCACCCCGUCUUUAUAAGAGCCCUAAUAAAACGGACAUUUCUUAUUUCAGAAUUCUGCUAAAUAGUACUUCUUUAAAUGGUGUGUGUGUGUGUAUAUGUAUGUAUGCAUGUGUGUAUAUAUAUAUAUAUAUAUAUAUAUAUAUAAAGUGAUUGAUAGACAAUAUUCUAAUCAAUGAAAUCUAAUUUUAGUUUCUACUCUAACCACCAUUUCCUUUGUUGUAAUUGUUGACCAAUGACAGAUUUGUUUCAUUUGUUGCCUCACUUCAAACAUUUCCACCACCCCUCAUCAAAUCCUUAUUCAGUUAUGGUCCCUUAACCCGUUAAACUGUUUCAUAGCAAAUUCCUGUUGCCCUUUGUGUGUGUGUGUAAUACAUAUAUAAAAUUACAUUUUAUAGAAGUCAUUUUAGCCAGAGAUAUUCUCUUCCCAUUUAUUUCUUAAUAGUGCUGUUCACUAUGCUUUGUAAAAAGGUUUCAUCAGGCUUUUGCAACUUAAUCAUUGACACAAUUAUGCUGCAUAUACAAUGUGUAUGUGUGUGUAUUAUUAGUGUGAGGCCCUACAGAGUGCUUAUCCGUUUCACAGGUCCAUAUGUUGAUAGAGCGACCCAUGGGAUUUCUGAAACAGAUGAGCCCUUCUUGGGGCCUCUUGCUAAUAAUAAAAUACACACUCUGUACAAGUAUGUAUUGAGUAGUUAGAAAUCUGAUCUUCCCAGAUCUAAGCUGGGCAUAUCCUGUGUAUAUAUGUGGGAUACACCCAGUUUACAUCUGGGAAGAUCAUACACACAAGCACACACACAUGCACACACACACACACAUGCACACACACACACACACACACACACACACACAAGUACAGACAGUUCUCAUCUUUGCAAGUUGUUUCAAAUUAUUGCUUGUUAAUCUAGAACUUGUAAAGUAGAAGGCAUUUUCUCACAGACCCAAACAUCAAAAGAAGGUCAUCUCUGAUGUCUCAUUAAUCUUAUUUGGUUAAUGGAGUUAUCUUAGACAGAAUGGCAGCAAGUUUGAUGGUGCCAGCAACUGGAGUGUCAGGGUUGCCAAGCCUCACCAAUAUAUUUUGCUGUUUGGCUCAGCUGACAGGUCUAUUGAUCUGCUUGCAGAUAGAUUUUUGAACCAUUUCCCCCCGAGUUCCAUGCAGUUUAAAUACGUUCUUUUACUCUUUUGCUUGUUUCAGUCAUUUGACUGUGGACAUGCUGGAGCACCACCUUGAAGGAUUUUUGUCCAACAAAUCGAUCCCAGGAUUUAUUUUUAAGUUUAGUAUUUAUUCUAUUGGUCUCUUUAUCCAAACCGCUAAGUUACAGGGACAUAAAUACACCAACAUUGCACAUAUAUAUAUAUAUAUAUAUAUAUAUAUAUAUAUA